Messenger RNA from Seminavis robusta, 999 nucleotides. Lineage: Eukaryota; Bacillariophyta; Bacillariophyceae; Naviculales; Naviculaceae. The record is from the annotation of a GenBank genome assembly.
AUGGGCACACAACCAAGGGAUCUCUUGGGACAGAUGGACUUCUACUACAGCAGCAAAAUUUGGGCAUCUGGAAAUUCUGAAGUGGACUCAGUCAGUGGUUGCGCAUGGGAUGCAAACACAUGCACAUUUGCAGCACGAAGUGGGAACUUGGAAAUAUUGAAAUGGGCACGAGACAAUGGCUGUCGCUGGAAUACAGCCACAUGUUUCGGUGCUGCUCAAAAUGGACAUGUUGAAGUGCUCAAAUGGGCUCAUGAAAAUGGCUGUCCAUGGGAUGCUCUUACAUGCUGCAAUGCUGCUGCAGCUGGUCACCUGGACUUGUUGAAAUGGGCUCAUGAGAAUGGCUGCCCUUGGGAUGAGCGCACAUGUGCUGAUGCUGCCAUUCGAGGACAACUAGACACAAUAAAGUGGGCUCAUGAGAAUGGUUGUCCCUGGAAUGGGACUACAUGCUCUAAUGCAGCAGAGCGCGGCCACCUGUUGAUUGUGAAGUGGGCUCACGAGAAUGGUUGCCCAUGGGAUGAGCAUACACGCUGGCGUGCUGCUAGAGCUGGUCAUGUCGAAAUAGUGAAGUGGGCACAUGAACAGGGGUGCCCUGGGGUUGAAGAAACUUGUGCUUGGGCUGCUGUUGGUGGCCAUUUGGAGGUGUUGAAGUGGGCCCACGAGAAUGGCUGUCCCUGGGAUGUCCGCACCUGCUGUGAUGCUGCUGCAGGUGGGUAUCUGGACGUGCUCAAGUGGGCUCAUGAGAAUGGAUGCCCAUGGGACGAAUUGACCUGUGUAAUGGCUGCUGGAGGUGGUCAUCUUGAAGUCCUAAAGUGGGCCCAUGAAAAUGGUUGUCCCUGGGAUGAAUCCACCUGUGCAGAGGCUGCAAAGUCUGGCCACCUUGUAACACUGAAAUGGGCCAGAAACAAUGGAUGUCCCUGGGAUGCACGAACACGGCAAUUGGCGGAACGAGGCGGUCAUCAGGCAGUUUUGCGAUGGGCAAUAGACAAUGGAUGCCCAUAG